Molecule: messenger RNA, 1825 nt
Organism: Hyposmocoma kahamanoa
Lineage: Eukaryota; Metazoa; Arthropoda; Insecta; Lepidoptera; Cosmopterigidae
Product: glutathione hydrolase 1 proenzyme-like
Exons: 8
Coding region: 324-1805 (493 amino acids)
Biological process (GO): glutathione catabolic process
Cellular component (GO): plasma membrane
Molecular function (GO): glutathione gamma-glutamate hydrolase
Source: RefSeq, a predicted model, not a curated record
UGUUAACAAGAGUGUCCAACGAUGCGUGAGACGCAGCAGCGUGGUGUCUGACCGUGUUUGUUUGGUUAUGAUUUGGAAGUUGCUGUUCGAAGCGGUGUCUGUUGGUGAGCACAGUGUUGGCGGCGCUGCUGACGGGGGCGUUGGUGGCCGUGCUGGUGCUGCAACCGUGGGCCCACGACCACCCGCGCUUCCCGCACGCCGCUGUCGCCGCUAAUGGCUACGAAUGCGCCUCAGUAGGACGUGCGAUCCUAGAGAAGAACGGCUCUGCUGUCGAUGCAGCGAUCGCGACGUUACUGUGUGAAGGAAUCGGAUGCGCACAAUGCAUGGGUCUCGGCGGCGGGUUUCUGGCCACAAUCUACGACGCACCCAGCGGACGCAUUCGCGUACUCAACGCGCGCGAGAGAGCUCCAGCCGCCACUCACGAGAACAUGUUUGCGAACGCCUCAUCCACAGUCGGGGGGCUAGCCGUCGCCGUCCCUGGGGAGCUACGGGGAUAUGGCGCGCUGUACAAGGAGUAUGGACGUCUGCCAUGGCGAGAGUUAGUGCGCCCUACCGCGGAAUUGUGCCGACGAGGCCACCGGGUCAGUUGGUACAUGUCGCGAGCACUGAACACGUACAGCAACCAGAUAAUUCAAGAGCCAUCGAUGAGGGAACUAUACGUGAACCCGGUGACCGGGAAAGUUUGGCAGGAAGGCGACAUGAUAGUCGAGCCGGCAUUGGCCCGAACCCUGGACAUCAUCGCCGAGGGUGGCCCGGAGGAGAUACACAACGGAUCACUGACGGCGGCACUCGUGAGGGACAUUCAACGCUUCGGCGGCAUCAUCACAGAAGACGAUCUGAGGAACUACAAAGUAGAAUGGCAAGAACCAAUAGCCGUGCCAUUAGGCGAAGGCAAAACGCUAUACACAUCGCCGCUCCCGGGUUCCGGAUCCGUUCUAGCAUUCAUCCUGAACGUAAUCCAAGGUUGGAUCGGCAAAGGGUCCGGCGUACCCGCCGGAUCCGCUCUCUACUGGCACCGAGUCGUAGAAACAUUCAAGUUCGCAUACGGCAAGAGAACCGGCCUAGGGGAUGCUUCACGAUUGAACCUGCCGUACAACAUCAGUCAACUCCAGCAAAACCUAUCUGAUGCGAAUUGGGCAAGAGCAUACCGAAAGAGGAUAAACGACGAGCACACGAUCAACGAUUGGAAACACUAUGGGGCCCUGUUCGAGCCAGCAGAUGACCACGGUACAGCUCACGUCGUGGUGGUCGCUCCGGACGGCAGCAUUGUCUCUGCUACCAGCACUAUUAACUACAUAUGGGGUUCCCAGAGGCGAACACGUUUAGGGUUCAUCCUAAACAAUGAAAUGGAUGACUUUUCCAUACCUAACCGAGAAUCUUCUUACGGCAUGCCACCCUCUCCCGCGAACAUGUUGGCUCCAGGUUUACAACCUCUUAGCUCCAUGGUUCCGAGCAUUAUUCUUGACAAAGACGGAAAAUUGGAAUUGGUGGUCGGCGCAGCCGGUGGCACUAGGAUUACAACACAAGUAGCUGUGAAUAUUAUUAAUGUAAUGGUGGAAGGCGUCGAGUUAAGAGACGCAGUGCAGAGGCCACGCAUUCAUCAUCAACUGAUACCGAUGGAAGUCGAACACGAAGCUGAUUUCGAUCCGGUGAUAAUACAAGCUUUGCAAGCGAGAGAUCAUGGUACGACAGAACGUAGCUCUUCAAGUGGUUUCGCGGCAAUAAUCGCCGCGACACGCGAAAAGAAUGGCGAUCUCGUGCCGGUUACGGACUGGCGCCGUAUCGGGAGCAUUGACGGCUUUUAAUUCUAAACUAGUCUUGACAG